Messenger RNA from Mucor mucedo, 609 nucleotides. RefSeq lists its product as uncharacterized. Lineage: Eukaryota; Fungi; Mucoromycota; Mucoromycetes; Mucorales; Mucoraceae. The record is from RefSeq and is a predicted model, not a curated record. The transcript is spliced from 5 exons. The coding region runs from base 1 to 609 and encodes 202 amino acids.
AUGUCAACAAUUUCAUCAAUGAUGAUCGAAAAAAGACUAGCUGAUGUAUUCAACAGUGCAGGUGGGAGAAAAUCAAAUCAUGGAAAGUUUUGUCAGUCAUAUCAACCUGUGGUUCAUAAGCAAGACUUACUAUACUACAAUAUCAUUGAUUUCGAUUCAGAAAAUUCAGUAUUGAAUGAAGUAGAUUUAGCAAGGAUUGAGAAAAUCAAGCACGACACACAUAACAAAGCCAUUAAAAAAGAAUGGGGAGAGUCUUUUGUUAGCAAAACAAAAGUUGAUGGAUUGUUGUUUAUAUUAAAUAAUGAAAGUGUACUUACGACGGGUGCCGUUGUAGAGAUUUCUGGUCCUUGGUCCGUGUAUAACAAGAAUCAAACUCUACGGAAUUCAAGUCUGUUGCAAGCAGUUUUUUAUUUACAGUUUGCAAAUGAUAUGUCCAAAAUGCGAAUUUAUGAGCUUUCUGGUGCUCACUUUUUAAGAACUUUUAUCUUAUCCCCUAUCUUUAUUUCACGUUACCGCUCUUCACUUAAACAAGCCAGUAACACUAUCAAAAAUCUUGUUGAAGAACUAAACAGCUUUAGGGAGAAUAUUCAACGCCUUAUUGGAACAUGA